CAACAGGUCUGGAUCUCUUCAGUGAACAAACUGAAUAAAGAAGCCCUUUCACAAUGGGUGAAAGAAAAUAAUGUCUUACUUGAACAGGUCAAUGGCCAGAGAAUUUACCGCGGGUCCACUGAAGGUUUUGUCGUAGAAGCUCCUCCAUUUGGCACAGAAGUAUUUAUCGGCAGCAUCCCACAAGAGAUAUACGAAGAUAGGCUGAUUCCUCUCUUUGAAACCAUCGGUAGACUUUUUGAGUUCCGUUUAAUGAUGACAUUCAGUGGCCUUAACCGCGGAUUUGCUUACGCCCGUUAUUUGUCCAAACGGCAAGCAGGGCUGGCCAUCUUCCGACUAAACGGCUACGAAAUACAGAGCGGCUGCAAAAUUGUGGUGUGCAGAAGCACAGAAAAGUGUGAGCUGAUCCUAGAUGGCCUUCCUUGUCUUUUUGACCGGAGCUCAUUAACCAGUGUCCUGUGUGAAGUUACCACUGGCAUACAAGCAGUUUCCCUCUUUGCCAGCCCUUUGGCAGACAUGAAAAAUAUCGCCAUUGUAAAAUACAACUCCCACAAGGAAGCUGCCUUGGCGAAGAAAAGCCUGUGUGAAGGUUUGUGA
Staurois parvus is the source of this 594-nucleotide messenger RNA. The record is from the annotation of a GenBank genome assembly. Lineage: Eukaryota; Metazoa; Chordata; Amphibia; Anura; Ranidae.